Silurus meridionalis is the source of this 888-nucleotide messenger RNA. RefSeq lists its product as uncharacterized. Bases 99 to 776 code for a protein of 225 amino acids. The transcript has 5 exons. The record is from RefSeq and is a predicted model, not a curated record. Lineage: Eukaryota; Metazoa; Chordata; Actinopteri; Siluriformes; Siluridae.
ACCAGGUGCCUCUAAUCAACCCUAAUCAUCUGCUUGCUCAAAGCUCCAUCACAACCUGCACUCAGACUCUGAUAGCCAGGAAAUCUGCACAGAGCAAUAUGUACUUCCUUCAUACCAUUGAGGAAGAUGAUGAAUCUGAGGAACUGCUGCAGGAACCUGUUGGAGGAGGCCAGAAGGUAUCAGAAGAACCUUCGCCACAAGGCGUCAUAAAGUCAAAACGUGGGACUGUCUCCGAGAGUAACAAGGCCACAGCGACUGAACAAGAACCAGUCUCGCAAGAGAACCCUAACAUCCUUAACUCCAGUCCAGGUUUAGCAAAGCAACUGAGAAAACCACCCGAUGAGCCGAAUAAAACACUGAGCACCUCAAGACCAAGACUCUAUAAGAGAAUCAGCUUCUCAACACCAGCAGGUGAACGCCCUACUGGAAUGAACUCCUCAACACCACAGCGCUUGGAAAGAAGGAGCUCAUCAGCACCAGGACGUUCCGAGAAAAGGACUUCCUCAGCUCUGAGUUCUCCUUCCAAUUCUUUAAUUUCACCACAUGAAGGUUCCAGAAGUCCUCCAGGGCCUGUGGUGGAGAAGAGCGAUACUCGAAAGACGACUUCUUCAAAGCGGACCGGUAAAAAAGUUACGGAACCGAGACGCGAUUUGAAAAGACAGAAACGGCGGAAACAACGAACUCCGGAACCCGGCGAGCUUCCGGCGCCUCGCUGGCUCAUUGAUCUGAUGUUUGACAUCGAAGAAGCCACCAGGCACAAGCUGACCGUGGAGUAGUGUAGAACUACGUAAAAAAGAACGUUAUUUUCUCCAAGACAAUGUCACAAUAUCGGAAUAUUGUAGUGUACUUUAUUGUACGUGAACCAUAAUAAACUGUCAGUGUCUGUGA